AAACCGGAUGAAACGUAUAGGAGAAAACGCCCCAAACGGCUACGUACGCCAUCUUUUUUCUGGCUGAUCUGAGAUCAGUUUGAUAUUUUUACCGUUCUACAAAUUAUGCUACAUUUGCGAGGAAAGCUGACCCUGAAUCAGUAUGAAAUACCGCCACUGAUUUCAAGUAUUGGCGGUUUAUUUUGAUUCCGCAUUCAUUCCGAAAAUGUAGCUGUUGUUUUAACCGAUACACGAAUCGUUUUAAUGUCGUUUACUUUAUACAUUUAUGUCUUUAUGAAAUAUACAAUUAUUCGCUAAAAUGGAGGACCAAGCUCGGGCUAUUUUACAGCGAAUAAUAAAGAAAAUCCCUAUGAAAAAGAUCCAGUCUGUUCUGAGCAGCUGGGAGAGGUUAUCAGACGAGCAGCUGCACAGUCUGGAUUAUACACAACCUAAAUGGCUGUUUCUGGAGAAUUUAAUAUCGACAUGUGAGGAAGGCAGAGUGAGCUUAAAAGAUGUGACCAAACUGGAGAUGGUCUAUCAUAUAGACAACCCUAAUCAAGGUACCUGGCAUGCCUGUCAACUCCUUGAAGCAGAUGAUGAUGCAUUUUCGGUGGAUUUCACACAGUUUAAGGAGUUGUUCAUGGCACACUUGGAAGAAGUUGUCCGACAUAUAUCUGUCCGAAUGAAGAAACUGGAUGACGGAGCUGUAUGGAUUCGUAUCGCGUGGGGAGAUAACUUUACCAAGCCCAACCAUCUCAAACCAACUUAUGUUGUACAUUAUCUGCAGACCCCCUACAUCUUUAUCCUUAAUCUCAUGCCCAAACACAAGCCUUUUCUACAUCAGGCUCUUGUUCUGUCCACGAGACAUGUGUCUAUUAAAGAAGCUCACCUGAGUGCAAGGAGCCUUACUGCAAUGCGAGAUCUGCUGAUGAGACAGUAUCAGCAGGUGUUUCCAAAUCAAGAAAGAACAUUAAGAGAAAGGAAUGCACCUCCCUCACAUCCCAACAUUAAUAAGGAGCAUGCUGAGUACACUGACCGAAGGCAUCAGAUGGCAUGUGAAGCUUUCGGUGACGGGAUGUUGCCAAAGCUGGAGACCGCUGUGUACAAGCUAGAAACAAGAUACAGAGGUACUAGCAACAACACGCUAAGUGAUAAAGAUGACCUCUUCAAAGGGAUGGUCAAGUUCUCCAGCACCAACCUGCUAGAGUCACUGCGUCACUGUGUGUCUGCAGGUAUGGCUGAAGGUCCUGUCACUCCUCUGUUAUCCUCAAUCACACAAAAAGGUCGGAACUACUUUGUGAUAACUGACAAAGUCCCAGCAGCCACAAGCCAGACUCCUGCUAACAAGUCCUGAUGUGAUAUGACUCCGCUUACCCGAGCAGCUCAUGGACAUGAACACUGUGUUUUCUAAAGAUUCUAACCCUGGUUGAACCAUGUUUAGUCCAUUUUAUAAGGUUUUAAAUAAAGGUUUUAAAUGUUGGUGGUGUAACACCUCAGAUUUAGGUAAACUUGCAGACUAAUUAUCAGUUUUAGAUUGGGGUGGGGGGGUUGGCGUUCUGAAAGAGACCACUCAUGUUUCCACUGCUGUACCACUGAGUUGCAAGCUUGAAAAUGAUACACAGUAUUGAAUGAGCAUACUGGCAGUUUAAUUCCAUGCUGUAUUGUAUGAAAUGUAAUUUACUUUUUUUUUUUUUUUUACAAUAAAGCCCUGCAAUGGUCAUCAUUAGGAGACAUGAGAAGAUAAAACCAACCAGAAGAAUAAAGUGGGUUCAUAUAA
Molecule: messenger RNA, 1756 nt
Organism: Trichomycterus rosablanca
Lineage: Eukaryota; Metazoa; Chordata; Actinopteri; Siluriformes; Trichomycteridae
Gene: cenpn
Product: centromere protein N
Exons: 10
Coding region: 299-1333 (344 amino acids)
Biological process (GO): CENP-A containing chromatin assembly; chromosome segregation
Cellular component (GO): nucleoplasm
Source: RefSeq, a predicted model, not a curated record